GGCCUGCCCUUAUUUGGGCCUCAGAUCCUCCCUUGUCACGGGAGCAGCUUGGACUAUCUUGGGAAGCACCAAUAGGAAUGCCCCUGGGACCAGGCAGGAGCCAUGAGCACAGGGGGCCCCAGCCCCUUCGUGACUCCUGUCACUCCGGGGAGCCCCAUGGAGGCAGCGGACCCCCUCCCCGUGCUCAUCGCCUUGGCCUGCAUCUUCUUCCUGCUGGCCUCCUGUCUGCUGUUCAUGACCCUUUGCAAGCCGGCAGCGCUGGACCCAAGCCGCCAGGCUCGAGAGUGCAUGCCCCACCACCCGGGGAGCCCUGGUGAGCCCCAGCUCCAGCUCUGGAAGCGCCUGGGCUCCCUGCGCCGCUCCCUGCACAGCUUCCGCCGUGGCUGGCCCGCACCUCGACGCUCCCUGCCGGACCACAAUGACAGCCCUGAUUGGGACUGCACAGAAUCUACCAAGAUGUGACAGGCCAUCCCCACCACCCAGGAGCUACCCUCGGAGUCUUAUCCCUUGGACACAGCCUCGCACCACAGGCUGCAGGAAGACAGUGGCCCAGACAUCCCGUGUGCCCAGGUUCACGGCCUUUCCCAGAGAAGGCCCUGCAUAGUAGUACCUUGCUCUCUGCAGACCCCCUAGCUGCUGCCUGCUGAAAGACUGCUGGACCAAUCGGAGAGAACCUGCAGCCAUCUGGACCCCUGGCCCCAGGCUCUGGAGAGUACAACCAGGGGCUCCCAUGGUUCCUUCCUGGCAACUGGGUACCAACCACCUUCAGGGAGAAGGCUACUCCCAUUCCCAACAGCAGCCACGCCCACCCUCCAGGGCCAAACCUGGCUGGGAUUUCAGUGCGAGUGACCAAAUGGCCAAAGAUUCCCUCCAGCCAAGUGAAAAUGCAGCCCACACCGGGGACAAGGCGCUGUCCUGCCUCCGGGCCAACUCAGGGCCCAAGGCUAAAGGGAACCCAGGGGCUCCUCUCGGACCUCCUGUCUGCGUCUGCCUGGUAAUCCUGGGAGCAGCCAGCACCCUCACGGUGGUCAGAUGCCUGGGUGCCUGCUGAGAGGAGGGUCAAGUGGGGCUCUCCGCACUGACUACCCAGCCGCCGUCCUGACUGUCCCCCUUCAACACAGCACAUUGGGAUGGCUCAGGAAGAGGGGAGAAUGGGUUAGGGAGCUCCCUGCAGAGGCCAGAGUGGCAGGUGGCUCUGCCAGCCCCUGAAGGUGAGGCGAUGUGAGGACUCGUCACAGGGGCUCUGUGCCUCACACAGGGAAGGUGGCAGCCUCCCCUCGGGUUGGAAGGUCCAGGUUUCUGCAGGACAGAUGUGGGACUUCAAACCUGGACCACACUGGGUGUUCCAUCUUUUAGGCGAUCGCUUCAUUGACAGGCUACCUGUCAAAGCAAUCCCACUGAGGGUGGGCUUCUUAGAAUCCCUGACUCUUAACCUCUCCUCACAAAGCCAGGGCUCUAUGCUGUGGUUGGGUCCCACGUCCAGAGAAGAGGCAAAAGGGGUCUGGCCGCUGGCCAGGGUCAUCUGGCCAGGGGGCUGCCCACCCCACCCUGCCAUGACCCCACGGUGCAGCUAGCCAGGUCUUCUCAGAGAGUGAGUUCUAGUUUACGACUCCCCAGCUCCAAAACCAUCCCUGGCUCCCUAAUUCUUGCUGAGUAAAAGCCAGAGCCCCUCAGUCUGGUGUUCAAUGGCUUCUGGGAACUGGCUCUGAACUCUCUCUCUAGCCUUAUCUUGACCCAAGACACCAGGCAAACGGAACUACCUGUCUUCCCCUGGCUGUGCCUCAUGUUUCACAGAGCAGCCCCCAGUGAAGCGCUCUUUGCUCUCCAGCUGAAAGUCCCCUCCCGCUUGGAACCGCCCCUACUCUUCUCACCCCGGGGAGAAAGGACAGGGAUCAUAUCCCUUUGGUGGUAUGGGUCAGCCCUGUCUAUCCAUGUCUUCCCCCUCCUGCAAGCCUGGGAGGCUGUGUCCAGCCCCUCCCUCUGCUCCACCGGCUGGGGCGCAGACCUUGGGGGCUCUGUUCGCUGAGUGAAGGGAGCCCUGGCCUGGUGCGUCCCCACACCCCCAAAGCCUAAGGAAUCUUCUUCUUCCCUCAGAUGCCCCUCCAGAGAAGCUUUCUCCCUGUUGGAAAGCCCCCCUGCCCUCCACCACGUACCCUCCUUCCAUGUCAGUAUGUCAGUGCGUCAAAGGGUGAGGCCUGCUUGGACAGAAACUUACUUUCCGGAGAAUCACUAGUGCCUGCAUUUCUCCCUGAGAGACGGGGAGAACCAGGGCUGCCCGUAUUGCUGGUGGGGUCCAGGAUUUCAGUCUGAGUCAUGCCGUGUGAUAGAAACCACUUCUUUAGAAAGCGGGGCAGGCCCUCUCCCGAUAGGCUCUUACCCCUCCCUUCCCGCGUGUUUACCUCUCCAUGGUCCCCCUCCCCGAGUCCCUAGGCCUCCCUGAGACAUCCCAGGAGGAAUUCCUCCUGUACACAGUCGGCCUCUGGCCGGGCACCCUGCUUGGCCCCCACUGUCCUCCUCCUGGAGAGGAGGUUGGAGUGGGGGGAGUUAGGUUGUCCUGAGCCCUGAAGAAAAGGCUGGGGUUGGGGAGGGGGCUCUCAAAGUCCUGGCCGUACCCCCAGGUGUGUUCCCAGCUGGUCCUGGAAGACCCAUAAGUGAGCCAGGGCUGCAGGUAUCAGGCUGGGGGGAGGAGCUCCCCAAGCGCCCAGGGGUGGAGACCCGCAGGGAGAGGGCCUCCCCCUUCCUCCUGCUGGAACCAGCCCCAGGCCCUUGCAAACCCCAUGUUGUUCUGGACUCUCGGUGCCUCUGGGAAUCAGCACCCUGCUCCCAUCCCACUCCCAGCCUCCCAAGCCCAGAGUCCGCGCCAGCGGACAGGCCCAGAUUUGCUGUGUUUGGCUCAGCCUCCUAGUCGGAAACCCUCGCAGCUGAUGAAGAGAGCAAUUCAUUCCUGGCCUCGCUCCCCACCCAGCAACGAAGGCCCCCAGGCUCGGGGGAGGGCGCCGGGCUCGUUCUCAGGUCCUCGCCAGCCUCCCACUGAGUCUGCUCCCUUUCUUCUGGUGCCUGUUUACUUCCCGAGAGGGGAGUUUCGGCCAAGGGCCCUGUGAAAGCCGCUCUGUUCUGGGCCUUGUUGGACCCUGGCUCUCUCUACUCGUUUCUGGGAAAGUGUGACACCGCCAUCUCCUCCCUGCUCUGAAAGGCUCAUCUGGGUAGGGGACUGGGAGGAGGCUGCGGGGGAAGGGAGAAGAGGGAGGCUGAGGCUGCUUCCUGUGCGUUUGGAGGAGGAGCCAGAGCCCUG
Artibeus jamaicensis (Jamaican fruit-eating bat) is the source of this 3292-nucleotide messenger RNA. RefSeq names its product chromosome unknown C10orf105 homolog (gene CUNH10orf105). The coding region runs from base 103 to 462 and encodes 119 amino acids. Lineage: Eukaryota; Metazoa; Chordata; Mammalia; Chiroptera; Phyllostomidae. The record is from RefSeq and is a predicted model, not a curated record. The transcript is spliced from 2 exons.